Symbiodinium sp. CCMP2592 is the source of this 1092-nucleotide messenger RNA. NCBI's taxonomy places the organism in Eukaryota, Dinophyceae, Suessiales, Symbiodiniaceae. The record is from the annotation of a GenBank genome assembly.
AUGUUCCGGCUUGCCUUCGCAGUUCUCAUCACCGUGGCCAGCUCUCGGCGAGCUGGUGAGAUCGAAAUGACCCUGCAGCCAGAAGAGUGCCAAGCCGUGGAUUCCACCAAGGAGUACUUCGAUGGGCUGCGGGACAAGUACCAGAUCCAGGAGUGUACGAAGAGGGACGUGUGCCUGCUGAUGCGCCAGCUGGAUGCCUACUUCUACACUCGUGCUCGGCAGGGGAAGCUGGUGACGUACGAUUCGCCCCCGCAGAGGAGCUGGCUGCUUGACGGGCGCUGCGAGAAGAACGCCCGCUCCAUCAAGAUGGCUCCCGUCACCAAGCUUCCUGCCUGCAAAGCCGCGGCCCGUGCCAAGGGCAUUCGGAAGGUGAAGGUCGUCAACAGCACCACUCUUCCCACAGGCUGCUCUAUCAAGACCCAGAGCACUUCUAAAGCUUACCUCAACGAGUUGGAGACGAAAGUAGAAGCGGGCUCGACCUACAGUCAGGGCGAGCACUGGUCUCAAACCAACAAGAAAGAGAUCGCCCAGUACUGCGAGGUGGAUCAGUCCUUGAGCGAGGCAGCCGCAUCCUACUACUCGCCCUACAAGCUCAAGCAGAGCAUGAAGGAGAGGCCGGAGAAGUCGGCAAGCUGUUCCUUCGGCAUGAUGGCGAACCUGUCGAGGCUUGAACUGACAGCCAGCCCCUGUGCUGAGAUCUUGUCUUUCCAGCCCCAGCACACCACAUCCUACGGUGGAGCUGCUGCAGCUCUGAAGGCAGCAGAGAAGCUGCAGGCAGAGGGCAGGGAGCAAGAGGCGGAUGACAUCCGCACCGAGGUGCAGAAUAUUCGCAACAAGUUCAUUUUGAUUCAGCUCAUCACAACGGAUUGGUGCCCGUCCAUUUGGAAGGAAGCCAUGUCCGAAGUCGGGGCGGAGUACCUGGUUCGGGGCAUCGGCGGCGAGACGAAGGAGGCACUCAUGGAGUCCCGCACUCCGAAGAUGGGCCUUGCCGAGGGCACUUGCGAAGGCAUCUCGGAUGUGGUCUUGGACGAUGUCCUGGACGAUGUGUCGGACUCCACCCCACCCGACUUCUUCGCCAAGGCCACUGUCUAA